AUGCUACAGAACAGCUAUUCCAUGGUAGUUAACCUGGUGGAUUUUUGUGGGCAGACCAUCAGAGACGACGGGCUGAUUAUCAAUUCGCACAGGGACUCCCGGCGCUACUACUUCGUGGCCACGGGGACGGACUGCUCCCUCACCAUGCAGGCCGCGUCGCCCAAAGACAAAGUCCAGUUCCAGUUCCGCUUCUUCUUGGUGUACAGCCUGCUGCGCCUGGCCCCCAGCGGCGGGCCCCCGUCCAACGCCACCCGAGCGCCUCUGCCCCCAGAGACCGCCCGGCCCAGCCAAAGGGGGCCUGGGCAGCCCUCAUCCGGCGGAGACUGGGAGCUUCAGGACCCCUGUAAUGCUGGAUCGUAUGUGCAAUUCUAUGAUGGCAGAGGUCGCGCCGCCGAGCCUCUGGGGUUCCCGCUGUGUGGGAAGAGCAUCCCCAGGCCCAUCCUGUCCACCGGGAACUACUUGACCCUGCGCUUGGUGACACGGGGGCAGCAGCCCCGGGUGGAUUUCGUGGGCGAUUUUACAUCCUUCCGUCUGGGUUUCAACAUGUCCGAGUGCAGCGAGGAGCCGUACUUCCAGUGCCGGAACAGCAAGUGCAUCCCCAUGAGCCUGGUGUGUGACCGGACGGGCAUCGAUAACUGCGGGGAUGGCUCGGACCAGGCAGCCCACCCCCCUGCCAAGUGCAGAGGCCGCCCUCCCACAUCAGCGUUUCUCCAGCCUGAGAGCAGCCCUGCAGCCCACAUCACCCCCUGCAUGGCAGCCUGUGGCGGGGCAGAGAAGAGCCAGCCCUUGGCCCCAGACACCGUGCCCCAGGACGAGCCUGCAGCAGGUGAGAGGAGCUUGUGCUCCCUGCUGGCCCUCUACAUCCUCCUGGGCCUGGGCGUGGGCUCAGCCCUCCUGCUCUGGUGCUGCUGGUCCCCUGGCUGGUUUGUCUGGAGACUCGGGGCCUGCCGGUUCCUGCCUGGCUGCAACUCCAUGUGGGCCUCGUGCCAGCUCUGCCCCCACAGCUGUGCCCCCAGGAACCAUGGCUGUUCCAGCAAAGUCACGCCGCAGCACAGCGCUGACCUGCCCAUCUGA
Messenger RNA from Terrapene triunguis (Three-toed box turtle), 1074 nucleotides. RefSeq names its product low density lipoprotein receptor class A domain containing 2 (gene LDLRAD2). The record is from RefSeq and is a predicted model, not a curated record. The transcript is spliced from 5 exons. The coding region runs from base 1 to 1074 and encodes 357 amino acids. Gene Ontology annotation, molecular function: protein binding. Lineage: Eukaryota; Metazoa; Chordata; Testudines; Emydidae.